Messenger RNA from Xenopus tropicalis (tropical clawed frog), 3122 nucleotides. RefSeq names its product regulator of G-protein signaling 9 (gene rgs9). Lineage: Eukaryota; Metazoa; Chordata; Amphibia; Anura; Pipidae. The coding region runs from base 109 to 2109 and encodes 666 amino acids. The transcript is spliced from 19 exons. The record is from RefSeq and is a predicted model, not a curated record.
GCUUCUGUUCUGUGGUGUCAAUUGCCCCUCAUUCUGUGGCAGGAUACCCCUUCUGUAGGCUGCCUGAGAAAUUACUCUCCCCUAUAAAAGCCUCAGCUUACUGAAGAGAUGAGAGGCCAAAAUACAUGGAUCCCAGGCUUUCCCAGGGGGCAGUACUACAACAGGAGGGGUAUUUCAGGAACUGGAAGGGCCGGGGGCACUUGGCAUUUACAGAUUGAGGCUCUGCUGCUAGAGAUGCAGGAUGGGGAGACCGGUAUCAAAACCCACACCCAGCGACUCAUGAUAACCACGAUCCCCCACGCGGUUACAGGGCACGAUAUCCUGGAAUGGUUAAUACAGAGGCUGCAGAUUGCUGAUGAAGAGGCCCAACACCUCGGGAACCUCAUGGUGCGCUGUGGCUACAUCUACCCCUUACAGGAGCCCGCCAACCUGGUGCUGAAAGCUGACAGCAGUCUGUAUAGAUACCAGACUCCAUAUUUCUGGCCCACGCAGCAAUGGCCGGCAGAAGACACCGACUAUGCAAUUUAUCUGGCAAAGAAAAACAUCCGGAAAAAGGGGAUAUUGGAAGAAUAUGAAAAGGAGAAUUACAGCACUCUGAAUAAGAAAAUCAACCAUAAAUGGGAUUUCGUUGUCAUGCAGGCAAAGGAACAAUACAAAUGCUUGGGGGUCCCCAAAUCUGUAGAUUUCACCCUGUUUCUCGUGUGUUUGUAUCUGCAGAAGACGACGGUGGAUCACUACAGGAGACACAUCAUGUAUUAUCAGCAGUCGCUUAUGAGAUCAACAGUGAAGUCUUCAGUGUCCCUGGGCGGAAUGCUGAAGUACUGCGAGCAGUACUACUCCCAUGACCCCAUCAUGUCGGGGUGCCUUCCCAGUAACCCCUGGAUUACAGAUGACACCAUGUUCUGGGAGCUGAAUGCUAAACUGGUGGAGCUGCCUACAAAGCUGCGGGUGGAGCGCUGGGCCUUUAAUUUCAGUGAACUGAUCCGGGACCCUAAGGGUCGACAGAGCUUUCAGCUUUUCCUCAAGAAGGAAUUCAGCGGGGAGAACAUGAGUUUCUGGGAGGCCUGUGAAGACCUGAAGUACGGAGACCAGUCGAAGGUGAAGGAGAAGGCGGAGGAGAUCUACAAGCUGUUCCUGGCGCCGGGGGCAAGGCGCUGGAUUAAUAUUGACGGGAAAACAAUGGACAUCACGGUUAAAGGCCUGAAACAUCCCCACCGAUACGUCCUGGACGCGGCCCAGACCCACAUUUACAUGCUGAUGAAAAAGGACUCCUACGCGAGGUACCUGAAGUCUCCCAUCUACAAGGAGAUCCUGGCCAAGGCCGUCCUCCCACAGGAGACCAAAAAGAGCAGUAACUUCCCCUUCAUGCGCCGCCAUCGGAGGUCCAGCCCCAGCCCCGUGAUCCUCAGGCAGCUGGAGGAGGAGGCCCGAGCCAAGGAGGCCGCAAACACUGUGGAUAUCACUCAGUUGUGCCAUUACACGGCUCCGAUCCCCCACCUCACCGUCUAUGCCGGUACCUGCGCCCCCCCUUCCCCCAGUAGCCUGUUCCUCGGCUGCCACCCCCCGGGGGACCCCUGCACCCCUUCCCCCGGACACUUUGCGCUGCCCAAUUCGGCCGCCUGCCCCUCCCCCAUUAGCGUUGCUAUAGAGAGCACCCCCGGGGUGGAAAGGAAAUGGGAGACAAACAGCGCUAACGAGAACCAAUUUGCCCCUCCGGCUGAUAACCCAGAGGGUCCGUUUGGAUCAGAAGGCGGCGCCGACAGGAACCAUCUCUCCGUCCCGACCCACAAAUCCAAGGUCGCCCUGUCCUUCAGCAAGCUGCUAAAGAGGGGGUGCUCCAACUCCCCCGUAUUCGCCACCCUGUCCCCCAAGUGCCCCGCGGUGAAUCACGGCAAAGUGCAACCGCUUAACGACAUCGAACAGGAACUGCAGCAACCGUCCCGCAGGGUCACAAAUUUUUUUCAGAUCAAGGUGGAUAUCCCUUCGGAGUGCCGGAUUUACCCCAUCGACUCGGAGGAGGAGGAGGACGGCCAACUGGCGUGCAAGGAUUCCAUCCAGGAGGUUAUCUGCCCGUGGGAGAACAUGACGGAGGAGAGUAAGGCGGGGUAAGGGCCCCGGGGCCCAAUGAGACUGUGGAACAAACUGACAUUCAGGAGUCUCACAAACAAUGAAGUGCAUUAGGAUCCACAGAGAAUCCAGCGAUCACUGCCAGAAGCCACCAUGGGGGGGCGCUGUAAGCACAGAAGUACUGACCAAUACAAACCCACCCAGAACCCCACUGGCGGUGAGAGAGUUAAGCAUCGUUGCAGGAAAGGGGGGGCUGAACAUUGGUUUUGCCCCUUAUUCCCCAAUUGCCCCCUCAUGGGGGGGGGGGGGCCGUCAUGCUGAUUCAGAUUUUGGAGGCACAAGGGUCCCCCCACCCACAAUGACUUUGUAUCACAUGAUCACCUUCCUGCCAAAUGGGGCCCCCCAACUUGUGAUAUACUGAACAAUGCGCCCCCCCCUACAGGGAAGGGUUGGACCACUCCAGCUGCAAUUGGUCUCUUACCCCUCCCUGCCCCCCCCGUACCCCAAAUAGGCAGCCAAAUUGCCUUUCCUCAAAGCAAGUCCAUAUGGGUGUGUGGGGCACAGAGAGGGGUGUGGGGCAGUUACACUGGGACCCUGGAGCAAAAGAUCACAGUGCAAUGGGGGGGGGGGGGGCAGAAUAACAUGGGGUACUGCACUGAUUUUUGUACCAAGGCACGAACCCCCACCCUGGAAUUAUGGGUAAAAGAAUUGCAUUGUGGGUAAAAAUAUGGCACUUUGUAUCCAAAAUUGCCUUUUCAUUUGAAAAAGUCCCUUCAGUUCAACUGGUGCCAAAAUGAUCCUCAGGGUUGGACCGGCCAACCGGCCAACCGGCCAACCCCCACCCCCCCCCCAGGCCAAGCGGGGCCCCCACUACAGGGCUGGGAACGUGGCCCCUCCAUGCCCCGGCCUCUGGGUGCCCAUUCCAACACUGCCCAGUUUAGUGACUUAUUUCCCAUGAUCCUCCAUGGAACUCCCCUUUAUCUGUAAGAUAGAGAGUCAGAUGCCUUAUUGUUGGGAAAUUUCCUUUAAUAAAAAUAUAAGAAAUACCCUGUAAA